AGUCAAUGUGUGGAAGCGGGAUUUAAACACAAGCAAAGGUAGGUGAAACCGUAUAGGCAGUGAACAUCUAUAAGCGAAUGAACGUGUAAAACUCCACAAUAAAGUUGCAAUGUCCAUAGCCUACGAGUUAGAAAUGGGCUACCAUUCAAACGCCACACGUUAUUAAAUGAAAUUAUAUUGGAAAGCUCUUUUUUGCAAUCCAUCCAUCCAAUAUAAAUGUGCUUGUACUGCACUUACACUUUUCUGGUUAAGCCUACAUUGUGGACUUCAUUAAGAGCAAGGGGCGUUCCAUCGUGACGCAUUAGCCCCCUCUUUCUCGCGCAGCUAAAUCUGAAAGGGAGGAGCUAGGACAGGCAUUGUGUGGUUUCAAGCAGGUCCUCCACUUUGCUAUAAAUGAGGUGAACGUCUAGUAGUUUAGUCAGUGAUUCUUGAACGCAUCUUCAUCUUCAACAUGAGCGGACGUGGAAAGGGUGGAAAAGGACUCGGCAAAGGCGGCGCCAAGCGUCAUCGCAAAGUUCUGCGUGACAACAUCCAGGGCAUCACCAAGCCUGCAAUCAGGCGUUUGGCUCGCCGCGGUGGCGUAAAGCGCAUUUCCGGUCUCAUCUACGAGGAGACCCGCGGUGUGCUCAAGGUGUUCCUUGAGAAUGUCAUCCGCGAUGCCGUCACUUACACCGAGCACGCAAAGAGGAAGACCGUCACUGCCAUGGAUGUUGUCUAUGCUCUGAAACGCCAGGGCCGUACUCUGUACGGAUUUGGCGGCUAAGAACUUCCUGCUUCUCCGAUACGACCCAAAGGCUCUUUUAAGAGCCGCCCAAAUAUCUGAAAGUUCAUUCCAAUAGUAUUACUUGCAUGAUCAGUGGACAUGUCUGAAAUAUAUGGCACAGCAGACGUUGGCCAAUUUAACUCAACAUAACCACCUGGCAUUGAAGGCGCAAGUCUUAGUCCGUGCAUCACUGAAUAAUACCUUCCCCAGGCCCAGCCCUUUACUUCCAACUCGAUUGUAUUGCGAAUUACACAUGCUGUGGGUAGCCUAUGGCAGCAUUUUAAUUUAAACUACUGUAUCGACAUUCUACGGAUUUCGGGACAUGCCGAUGUAGGUCUA
Molecule: messenger RNA, 1102 nt
Organism: Engraulis encrasicolus (European anchovy)
Lineage: Eukaryota; Metazoa; Chordata; Actinopteri; Clupeiformes; Engraulidae
Product: histone H4
Exons: 1
Coding region: 452-763 (103 amino acids)
Biological process (GO): nucleosome assembly
Cellular component (GO): nucleosome
Molecular function (GO): DNA binding; protein heterodimerization activity; structural constituent of chromatin
Source: RefSeq, a predicted model, not a curated record